AUGGCACACACUCUGCCAAGCUGGUCUGCUCCACGAGUGCGAGAAGAGUUCUUUGCCUUUUUCCGCGCAAGAAAUCAUGUCUUCGUACCGUCCUCGCCCACCGUUCCCUUUGACGACCCUACCCUGCUCUUUGCUAAUGCAGGCAUGAACCAGUUCAAAUCCAUCUUCCUUGGUACCGUUGAUCCCCAAUCGGACCUGGCAAGACUCAGUCGGGCCUUCAAUAGCCAGAAGUGCAUCCGGGCGGGUGGAAAACACAACGACCUGGACGAUGUGGGGAAGGACUCAUAUCAUCACACGUUCUUCGAAAUGUUGGGAAACUGGUCGUUCGGCGAUUAUUUCAAGAAAGAGGCGAUUGCCUAUUCCUGGGAGCUCCUCACUGAGGUGUACAAGCUCCCCAAGGAUCAGCUCUACGUUACCUACUUCGAGGGUGACCGUAAGAAUGGCCUAGCCGCAGAUCUUGAAGCGCGGCAGUUCUGGAUUGCCCAAGGAGUUGCUGAGGAUCAUAUCCUUCCGGGAGACGCGAAAGAUAAUUUUUGGGAGAUGGGUGCAACUGGCCCUUGCGGGCCGUGCAGUGAGAUCCACUUUGAUCGCAUCGGCGGACGAAAUGCUGCGUCCCUGGUCAACCAUGACGAUCCAGACGUUCUCGAAAUCUGGAACAACGUUUUCAUACAGUUUAAUCGCGAAGAUGAUGGCUCGUUGAAAUCCCUCCCAUCCAAGCAUGUAGAUACAGGGAUGGGAUUCGAACGCCUCGUAUCUGUGAUUCAAAACAAGCGCUCGAACUACGAUACUGACAUCUUUACCCCCAUCUUCGCACGCAUCCAAGAAUUGACUGGAGCUCCGCCCUACGGAGGUCGAUUCGGCGAGGAUGAUGAAAAUGGUGUGGAUACGGCUUACCGCGUAGUGGCCGAUCAUGUCAGAACCUUGACCUUUGCUCUGAGCGACGGGGGCGUUCCCAACAAUGUCGGCCGCGGUUACGUCUUGCGACGUAUCCUCCGUCGAGGAUGCCGAUAUGCCCGCAAAAAGCUAGGUGUCAAUAUCGGGUCCUUCUUUUCGUCCCUUGUCCCUGUUGUCAUCGAGCAAAUGGGCGACGUUUUCCCAGAAAUCACUAAGAGGACCCAAGAAAUCAAAGAGAUUUUGGACGAAGAAGAAGAGUCCUUCUCUCGCACGCUAGAUCGCGGCGAAAAGCUCUUUGACCAGUAUGCAGCGAGGGCGAAGCUAUCGGGUGCAAAUAAAAUGUCGGGCAAGGAUGUCUGGCGAUUGUAUGAUACUUACGGCUUCCCGGUCGAUCUCACCCGUCUCAUGGCUGAAGAACUUGGGCUCGAGAUCAAUGACGAAGAGUUUGAGGCAGCCCAGGCGCACUCGAAGCAAGCAAGCAAAGCAAAUCAGAAGAAGACAGACAAGGACGCUGUUAAACUGGAUGUUCACGACAUUGCUGCUUUGGAGAAAACGCGGAAUGUCCCAAAGACUGAUGACUCUGCCAAAUACUCGCUUGGCAACACCAAUGCUCGCAUCCUCGCAAUAUACUCCAACAAGACUUUCCUAGAUUCCACGUCAACAGUCCCGGAAGAUUCGAUGUUCGGGCUCGUUCUCGAUCGCACAAGCUUCUAUGCCGAAUCAGGUGGCCAAGAGUAUGACACUGGAAGCAUUGUCAUCGAUGAUGUUGCCGAAUUCGAGGUCACAAAUGUGCAAGUAUUCAGUGGUUAUGUUCUGCAUAUUGGCCACAUGAAGUACGGGAGUUUGAGCUUGGGUGACGAGGUUGUCUCGUCAUAUGACGAGUUGCGACGAUGGCCUCUUCGCAACAACCACACAGCAACGCACAUACUAAAUUAUGGUCUGAGGGAAGUUCUGGGCGAUCACGUCGACCAGAAGGGCUCACUCGUGGCGCCAACAAAACUACGUUUCGAUUUCUCGCACAAGGCGCAGAUUGCACCGCAGGAUUUGACGAAGAUUGAGGGCAUAAGCCGAGAUUGGAUACGCAAGAAUGUGCAGGUGUACAGCAAGGAACUCGAUCUCCCCACUGCCUACAAAAUUUCCGGUCUUCGAGCCGUAUUCGGAGAGUCAUACCCUGAUCCAGUACGAGUUGUCGCCCUCGAGUAUCCCGUCGACGAGAUCACUGCAGACGUUGAGAAUCCAAAAUGGCGUACUACAAGUGUUGAACUCUGUGGGGGAACACAUGUUGCCAAGACCGGAGAUAUCAAAGACUUCAUCAUCACGGAGGAAUCUGGUAUUGCCAAAGGUAUUCGACGUAUUGUGGCGAUCACAGGACAUGAGGCUGCAGAGGCACAUCGCAGAGCGGACGCGCUUGCAGCGACACUCGCUCGGCUAGAAUCGAUGCGCGGGGGUGAGAAGGAUGCAGGUCUGAAGAGCCUUACCGUGGAACUCGGACAAGCAGAAAUCUCUGUGCUCAGGAAGGCGGAGCUUCGGGAUCGUCUUGCAGUAGUGCGCAAGGCCUUCGAUAAGGAGACGAAGGAAGCCGAGGCGAUCGCUACCAAAGCGGUCGUCGAAAACAUCACUGAGUUCUUCAAACGCGAGGAUACUGCUGAGGUGUAUCUCACGAUUCUUGACUCUACGGGAAAUGCCAAGGUACUGCAAGCUGCUGUUCAGCAUGCCAAGAAGUUGGGCAAGUCAAUAUAUGUGUUCAGCCCCGACAUCGCCUCUGGCAAAGUGGCGCACGUCAACUAUGUGUCGCCCACGAUGAAGGCGAAGGGACUAGACGCUCGUUCCUGGGGUAGUGUCGUGACAGAGAUUGUUGGCGGGAAGGCCGGAGGGAAAGAAGACACUGCGCAAGGGGUUGGGCUUGAGCCAGGCAAGGUAAAGGAGGCUCUUGAGGCCGCGCAGAAAUACUUCGUCCAGCACACCAAUGUAUCAUAGAGCUUACUGCAUUGUACUCAUCGAACCGUUCGUCAUGUAGCAUAGCUUGAAAAGAUUGUCUCGUAUAUUUUGCCUU
Messenger RNA from Postia placenta MAD-698-R-SB12, 2947 nucleotides. RefSeq lists its product as hypothetical. NCBI's taxonomy places the organism in Eukaryota, Fungi, Basidiomycota, Agaricomycetes, Polyporales, Adustoporiaceae. Gene Ontology annotation, biological process: alanyl-tRNA aminoacylation; tRNA modification. The coding region runs from base 1 to 2871 and encodes 956 amino acids. Gene Ontology annotation, cellular component: mitochondrion; cytoplasm. The transcript has 14 exons. The record is from RefSeq and is a predicted model, not a curated record. Gene Ontology annotation, molecular function: amino acid binding; ATP binding; aminoacyl-tRNA deacylase activity.